This is a messenger RNA of Mytilinidion resinicola, 2764 nucleotides long. RefSeq lists its product as uncharacterized. Bases 186 to 2327 code for a protein of 713 amino acids. NCBI's taxonomy places the organism in Eukaryota, Fungi, Ascomycota, Dothideomycetes, Mytilinidiales, Mytilinidiaceae. The record is from RefSeq and is a predicted model, not a curated record. The transcript has 3 exons.
CAAACAUGUGAAUACAUAUCACCUACAUACAGUGCAGGCACAGCAGGUACGGCCUUAAAUGACACAGCACAGCCCUCCCACGACAAGCAUAUCCUGACCUUCACGCGGCCCUCUUUUGUUUCCCCAGCCUUACUAGCUUCACAUUCCUCAAGUGUUGCGAACAGUCCCAAUGACUGCACCUCGAAAUGUCGAAACUCCAUAGCGCAUUAGAAACGCUGCGGCCGAAGGAGUAUUCGGAUGUUCCUCUUGACGACCUCAAGGGCUUCCUCACGGAUGUAUUCUCCAAAGCAGAGGUGAUAGCCAACUCUGUACCUCCCCUCCCAGGCGGAUCCGACUUUCAGUCCUCCCAACGCUCGCGAUCCGAUGUCAAUGGCGCUACUUGCGCCUCCGAAGUCACUGUCUCGCAAGCCAGAGCCCCGCCGCCUGCGCCGGAUCAAGCGGAGUUACAAAAGGGAUGGGGGAAGCCGCUGAAACUGUCCACAAAGGACACUGCAACUGGCAUUGCUGUGUUCAAGAUGGCUGGUCAUGAUCGACACGGUGCCUGGUUUGCGAGGAAGAGCGUGCAUGAGGGCCUGGGGUUUGAGAAGUGGAAGCGGGCGAUGAUGAGCGAAUUCCCGGAGAGCUUAGCUGUGCAAGGCGGGCCUGGAGAAGGCAAUAUAAGAGGCAUUGGCGGAGACAAGAGGCUAGAGAGCGAGACUGCGAAUGGUGUUGGUAAAAUGGAAGUGUAUCAGCUUUCUGCACAAUUCCCAGGGCCAACAACACCUCGCGAGUUCAUUACCCUCCUUCUCACAUCCGAUAACUGCCUAUCCGAGGCUUCGAAGAUUGGCGAUGUCAUACCUCGCCACUAUAUGGUUGUAUCAAUACCAGUGAAUCAUCCGGACGCGCCUCCACGCAAUGGGCUGAUACGAGGCUACUAUGAAUCCGUGGAGAUGAUUAGGGAAAUACCGCUGGCGCGCCGAAAACAUUCGGCUUCUACCACAGAUCUGCUCAAACCCGAGCGAAGUCCUUCAAGAGCGAGGGGUAGCACAAUAGGAUUUGCAGAGUCUCGUGGACCAAAAGCCAAAGGCGAGCGGAUAGACCGACAGGCUGAGGCUAGCGACGACGAUCCAGAGACUAAUCCGGUAGAGUGGAUUAUGAUAACUCGAAGUGACCCGGGUGGAGGGAUCCCACGGUUUAUGGUUGAGCGAAAUACACCGUCCAGCAUUGUCACUGAUGCUGGAAAAUUCCUUGAUUGGGCGUGCAGCAAAGACGAAUUCCCAGGUCAGGAGGAGAGAGAAGGCAUUGUGGAGGAAGAGUCUACUAGGAAGAGCUUUGAGAGUGUUCGCAAGAGCUUUGAUAGCGCGCGCUCGUUCCCAGUCUCACAGGCAAACGGAUAUCUUGCUGGUGUAGGCACAAGCAUUGCAGACCAGGCUAUCAAACCUACACACAGGGACCGAUCAGAGCACCGGCGGCAAGAUGACCCGAAUACUGGUGUCAUGGCAUCAAUUGCGAGCACUAUGGAGUCCGCAUACACCGACUAUACCCCUGAUGCUGUUCAGCGCGCAUUUCGAUCUGAUUCUGUAUCUUCGUCCUCCACCGAAGUAUCUUCUCUCGACUCAUUUGCUUCCGCCGAGCAAUUUAAUACAGCAGAGGAGGGUUCUGCGAAAGAGCAUCCAGGCAGCUCAGACAGUGGUAAGCCAAACGACACAGAUCUACUGCAGCCUGGCUCAUCCGCCGAUCCAAACGUCCCAACUCCAUCAACACUUUCAACGAAAUCCCUUCCGUUAUCUCGGUCAAACUCUCCCCGACCUGAGCAGACGACCAGAGAGCUUCAGAGAAUUGAGCAAAAGCGCAAGGAUCUCGAAGCAAAGAUAACCGAGGACCGUCAGAAGCAGACGCAACACCGCCGCGACGUAUCUGAGAAGGAAUUAGAGAAGGUGUCAGAGAGGCAUUCACGGGAUCGCAAGAAGCAAGAAGAUAAAUACGCGAGAGAGGUCCGGAAGCUUGAGGAGAAGCGCGAGCGCGAAACGAGGAAGUUGCUUGCCAAACAGCAGAAGGAGGCAGACAAAAAUGAACUGCUGAAGAUUCAGAAGGAGAGAGAUGACUGGAAAUCUAAAGCGGAGUUGUCUGAUAAGGAGAUUGUGCUGCUGCGGGAGCAGAUUGGGGAUUUGCAGCGUGAGAAUACUGCAAUAGUUGCUAAGAUUGGACGGAUGGAAGGGGGUAUCGAUGUGCUGCGGAAGGUUAAGGAAGAUAUGGAGGGCGGGAGGACGAGGGCAAGCAGUAGGGCCAGUGCUGGAAGUCGUGGGAGUAAGGAGAGUAAGAGGAAUCAUCUUGGCGAUGCCCAUUAGUUUGGCAUCGUAUGAGGUGGCCUCGGGGGCUAUCUGCCAAAACUGGCAAUCUACGAAUUUUAUUGAUAUACCAGAGGACCGUCAAGCAGUGCUAAGCAAGUGUACACAGGUCUAGAGUGAGUGUGUCUCACGACACAUUCGUGGACUGUCAUGUUUGAUUCGAGGGAGCCUGGUGGAUCAUGUUAGGUUGGAUGUGCCUGCGAGAUGCUAGGCACGAAAGGUUUCCUAUUUUAGUCCACGUGGUGUAUGUCAUUAUGAAAUGGUGGCGCUGGAUAAUUCACUGUACAUAUUGCGUCUGCAUUUAAGCAAUGCGUCUGCCCUUUCCCGUUUUAGGGGUCCACGCAGCGAAUAUUGGUGUUUGGUGAAACCAACCAAUUAGGAUAGGUAGGCUCGAUUUAGCCUAUGUCUCAACGCAAUACUACCUUUGUAUGUACUUU